CGGUCUCUCUACGCUGCACACGUAUACAAGGGUGACUCUCUGUACAUUUUCUGCGUGUGGCAAGCUUUAAAAAACCUAAAAAUGGCCAUCGAAUUAUUCACAGUUCUCGGUAAAUUCUACGAGGAAUAUACCUCCAAGACUUCGCAGAAGCUGAAGAUCAUCGAUGCAUACUUGGCAUACAUUAUGCUGACGGGGAUUGUGCAGUUUGUCUACUGCGUUCUCGUCGGUACCUUCCCUUUCAACUCGUUUCUGUCUGGCUUCAUCUCGUGCGUCGGUUCGUUCGUUUUAGGAGUUUGCCUGCGCCUACAAGUCAACCCAGCAAACAGAUCGGACUUUAAGAAUACCUCUCCAGAACGUGCUUUUGCUGAUUUUGUCUUCGGUAGCAUUAUUUUGCAUCUUGUCGUCUUGAAUUUUAUCGGAUAAUCAUCUUCUGCUUAAAUCUAGGGAGGGACGCCAAAAUCAGUCAACGCCAAAAAGAGAUAAAUAUGGCCUAGCAGAGAACUUUCAACACAACAACAAAAUGAAGCACGCCUGUUUAGAAAAGAGAUCACCGUUUAUAUCUUGCCUUUGAUGAGAUGUGACGUUUUACUGCAAAAUGAAAAUCAAGUUAGAAAUCUUUGGGAGUGAAGACAUGAUUUGAAAAUAUAUUUUGGAAAUUUCAAAUAAUCCGUAAAAUAAGCUGAUUCUAAUACGACAAGUCGUAACACUAACAGCUGCAGUUUGCAUUUUGCCGGAUUUCACUUCAUUUUGAAGGAGAAGGUCACAUUUUGUCAAUUUUAGAAAACUCCUUUUUUCAAGCAAUUGUAAAACUUUGCCCUCCAUGUUGUUGGAACUCCUCUGCAGUGACAAGUUGCAACUGUACAUUUUCAGCAAAUAUUUUGCAUUCUAAAUUUACUCUAUUCUGCCAUUUGAGGAUGAAUUUCAUGGCAAUUGUGUAGAGAUAAUACUUAUGAAGUGACCAGGCAUGCAGCUUUCAGCUCUCCUCCUUUUUGGUUUCUCAGCUAUGCUUUUGGAAAUUGCAAAAUUUUGCUUUGACUGGCACUUUCCUCUAUUUUUUGCCAGCUGCAGUUGCAUGCCUGAGUGACAUGUAAAAUGCUGUUAUUAUGACACAAACAACCCUAAUCCAAUGGGAACACUGUUUGGCAGCAGACUUGAGCUUUAUCUGAUUUUGCAGCUACGGCUAUGGCUUGAUUGGGCUAUGGCUAGAUUUGGCUCUGGCUAGAUUGCCAUGUUAUCAUGCAUUGGAAGUAUAGGAUGUCCUAAGCAACACCCUUAACAACCGGUGUAGCUGUUGAGCUGCAGCCGCCAAUUUGGCUAUGCCCUCUCAGGAAUGUGAUCAAUGCUCGGAAUUGAGCUGAAUAUGUCUGCUGCCACCUAGUGUUCAAAAGUUUCUCAUUGACUCUUAAGAUGUACCUGAAACCAGCAGAGUCGUCCUCCUACAUCUUGAUCAAGACUUUGAGUUUCCUCAUUGUACUAAAAUAUGUUUUACCAUUAUUUUGGAAAAUAAAUUUACAUAUUCCCUUUAA
Molecule: messenger RNA, 1526 nt
Organism: Asterias rubens (European starfish)
Lineage: Eukaryota; Metazoa; Echinodermata; Asteroidea; Forcipulatida; Asteriidae
Product: dolichyl-diphosphooligosaccharide--protein glycosyltransferase subunit dad1-like
Exons: 3
Coding region: 82-423 (113 amino acids)
Biological process (GO): protein N-linked glycosylation
Cellular component (GO): oligosaccharyltransferase complex; membrane
Source: RefSeq, a predicted model, not a curated record